Molecule: messenger RNA, 1427 nt
Organism: Diospyros lotus (date-plum)
Lineage: Eukaryota; Viridiplantae; Streptophyta; Magnoliopsida; Ericales; Ebenaceae
Product: OVARIAN TUMOR DOMAIN-containing deubiquitinating enzyme 9
Exons: 12
Coding region: 438-1232 (264 amino acids)
Biological process (GO): protein deubiquitination
Molecular function (GO): cysteine-type deubiquitinase activity
Source: RefSeq, a predicted model, not a curated record
UGGUUCUAGAUUGUGGAGAUCUUUGUAUGUUUGAUGUCUUUUUCAAUUUGUGUUAGCGAAAUGGAGGAGCGCAAUUACCGUGAUUGAUGUUCCUGUGUUUUGUGCUGGUUUCGGAUUUUUGUUGAGUUUGGACGGUGAGGUGGGCCAGGGCUAGGGCUAGGGUUUUUCGAUCGAUGGAACCAUUUUAAUUUUCUUCGGGACGGUUGAAUAAGAAAUUUCUUAUGUCUGUGUGCCUUUGGCCGUUGAACUAAGGGCUUGUUUGCUGCUGGAUAUUGAGGUUUUUUCACCGUGAAGAUUUGAUCUCGAUGGAGGCAAAGUUUUAGUGAUUUGGGACUUCCAGUUCGGUAACCUCGGAAAAGAAAAGUAGUCUUGUUGGAAGCAGAUGAUCAUGUACGAGCCAGACCCUGAUGUUGUCCGCUGGGGCCUCCAUCACCUAGAUGUUUGUCGAAUAUCAACUGGAAGAGCAUUUGCAAGCAUACAUUCUUGCUCAGGAUUGGAAGAGUUGUUCGCAUGGAGAUUGUAAUUUUGGUACUGGAGAAAAACCCGAGCUUGGGAAAAGUCAGGAGGGAGCAUAUGAACACGGGAAAUCUACUUCGUUUUCUAGUGCAGAAGAAAACACACUUGGUCCAGAGGAUUGUUCGCCAGAGAUGGCAGACGAGUCUACUCUUGAUGGUGAAGUAGGCAAGAGGUUGAAUCAGAUGAUUCCUGUGCCUCAUGUUCCUAAAAUUAAUGGAGAGAUACCCUCAGCUGAUGAGGAGACAUCAGAUCAUCAGAGACUGCUUGACAGGUUGCAAGUGUAUGACUUGGUUGAGCUAAAGGUUAAAGGAGAUGGAAACUGCCAAUUCCGUGCUUUAUCAGAUCAAAUAUAUCGCAGUGCUGAGCACCACCAAUUUGUAAGACAAGAAGUUGUUGAUCAGCUCAGAUUGCACCCGGAAUUAUAUGAGGGUUAUGUGCCAAUGGCUUAUGGUGAUUAUUUGAAGCAUAUUAGCAGGAUUGGUGAAUGGGGCGAUCAUGUCACAUUGCAGGCUGCUGCAGAUGCGUAUGGUGUCAAGAUAUUCAUCAUAACUUCAUUCAAGGAUACUUGUUACGUUGAGAUUCUUCCUCAUGUGCAGAAGUCCAAAAGAACUAUAUUUUUGAGCUUCUGGGCAGAGGUGCAUUAUAACUCCAUUUAUCCAGAAGAAGAUCUUCCUGCAUUAGAACCAAAGAAGAAGAAGGGGUGGUGGUUUCUUUGAAGUUAGUAGAGCCAAUGAUAAUAGUUGAGCAUUUGCGACUUUCUGCCUCUCAUAGAAGGGAUUUCUUUUGUUUUAUUCCUUUUUUUUUCCAGAGGCUAGUUUUUCCAUUGUACAUAAUAAAUUUUCUGAAUCUAGGCAUUAUUUGAGCUGUACUCUUAGAUAUAUAUAUAUAUAUAAUCCAUUGAUUCAUGUCUA